Molecule: messenger RNA, 1330 nt
Organism: Nicotiana attenuata
Lineage: Eukaryota; Viridiplantae; Streptophyta; Magnoliopsida; Solanales; Solanaceae
Product: nitrile-specifier protein 5
Exons: 2
Coding region: 135-1109 (324 amino acids)
Biological process (GO): nitrile biosynthetic process
Cellular component (GO): nucleus; cytosol
Molecular function (GO): enzyme regulator activity; protein binding
Source: RefSeq, a predicted model, not a curated record
AUCCGAUGAGUACUAAAAGCAUGACACCGGACAAAUGAAAGCGUCUUUAAAUUUCCGACUUUGAGGAUUGAUAGAAAGAGGAAACACCAGAAGAAUAUAUAGUAGAAUCGCUUGUGGCAGAUUUCUUUUAAGCCAUGGCUGCAACAACACAAGGCAAUUGGAUCAAGCUGGAGGAAAAAGGGGCUGGACCUGGGGCAAGAAGCUCGCAUGCCAUCACUAUUGUAGGACAAAAGGUAUAUGCCUUUGGGGGUGAAUUUACACCUCGUGUCCCUGUCGACAACAAAUUAUACACGUUUGAUCUCAAUGACCAAGAAUGGUCCGUGGCAGACGCAGCUGGGGAUGUCCCUCCACCUCGUGUUGGUGUCACUAUGGCUACUAUAGGGGAAACAAUUUAUGUAUUUGGUGGCAGAGAUGCUGAACAUAAGGAGCUCAAUGAGCUCUAUUCUUUUGACACAACUACUAACAAAUGGACUUUAUUGUCUAGUGAGGAUGAGGGUCCUCCUCACCGAAGCUACCACUCGAUGACUUCUGAUGAUCGGAGGAUCUACGUCUUUGGUGGUUGUGGAAAUGCUGGAAGAUUAAGUGAUCUUUGGGCUUACGACGUCGUUGAUAAGAAAUGGAUCAAAUUCCCUGUGCCAGGGGAAAAUUGUAAACCAAGAGGUGGACCUGGUUUGACUGUGGUCCUAGGAAAAAUCUGGGUUGUGUAUGGAUUCUCUGGUGAUGAACUUGAUGAUGUGCAUUACUUUGAUAAAAUUGAAGAAAAGUGGGUGCAAGUGGAGACAAAUGGUGAAAAACCUACUGCUAGGAGUGUAUUUUCAACAGUUGGGAUUGGGAAGUACAUUUUUAUUUAUGGUGGGGAAAUUGACCCCAGUGACUUAGGUCACUUGGGUGCAGGGAAAUUUUCAGGUGAUGUCUAUGCACUUGACACGGAGACACUAGUUUGGAAGCGGUGGAUUGAUUCCGGUGACCAUCCGGGGCCACGAGGGUGGUGCGCCUUCGCCAGCGGCCGACGAGAUGGUCAAGAGGGGCUGCUAGUUUAUGGUGGCAAUUCACCUAGCAAUGAUAGGCUUGGUGGUAUUUUCUUUUUCACUCCUCUGGUGGAGACUUGAGUAGGAAUGAGAACUUGUGAAGUAAUGAAUGUUGUAAUAACAAAAUAAUCUUCAAGAUGAUAUUUGAGCUGUUAGCAUUGUGUGGGAAAAGGGGAAAGAAAAAUAUGUUGUGUGACUGUUUAUUGAUGCUUUUGUAAAGGUUUAUUGGGCUUCUUAAAUCAAAGGAUCCAUGUUGUGAAAAUUCUUACUCCAAUAUAGUCCUUAUGCAUGUCCAGAAUGAA